AGUGCGGGCUGCCGCCUGCCAGUUCGCGCGCACCGGUGAUAGAGCGCAGUCAAUAGACCCGCCACUAUCAAUCGAAUCACUAUUUUUGUUCACUCGACGCGAAUGAUAAGCCGGCAGAGUACGUGUGCACCUGGCGCGCGCCACCGUUGACACCAAACGUUAAAAGUGCUGUGACCGAUUUCCGAACAGUUUCCCGAUUUAAAUUCACAUAAUCCAGACGGAUGACUGACAUUUCGCUCUCGUUGCUGGUGGACCGUGAGAAACAAGGGGGCGCCAUGGAAAGUUGCUACAAACUGUACACAUGGAUCAACCACACGCUGCUCAUGUUAUUGCUGCAGAUAUUUUGGAAAAUGAGCCAAAUAUCGGACUAUUUUAAACAAAAGUCAGUCGAGGAAAACAAAACUCGGACUUUCAUUAUCACACCCCUCACAAAAGAGUACAAAUACAGAAGGCAUAUACGCUCCAUGUCUGAUGUACAGAGCAGUACACCAUACAGACUGCCCUUCAGGUCUAAGAAAAACUUCUCUCUCUCUUACGACUCUGACACCCGCACUAGAAGAAUCAUGGCUUACAACAGACAAAAGAUUGAAUCGUCAGACUCUAGCGACUACUGCGAGCUACCAAAAAGAAAGAGUAUAGAGUAUAACAUCGUGAAACACUCGGACUCAAUGAGAAUACUAUAAGAUCUGAUGCCUUGAAUGACUCGCGGGUCAGGCUAAUGCACAACAUGGAUGUGAGCUGUUUCUGAUACAGAAAAAUAGGUUACAUUCUACGCACACAUACGAAAUCAAUUGGCUGAUGCAUAUCUUUGAGUUUAUUGACGAUGUAAGAAUGAAAUGGUGCCUGAUAUGUAUUCUAUAGCAAAUAGAAAUAAAUCUAUAGCUUGUAUUUAAAAACAUCUUGGAUACCUUUAGAAUAUGUUUAGUGCUACUGAAAUUAAUAGGUAUGGUUUUAAGUAUCAAUUUGACAAUUGUAGUCUUUACAAUAAAAUCUUCUGCAAAUCCUCUAUGCAAAACCUCUGAAAACAAUGUUGAGGUCUUGCUAGAUGGAAAAUUUAUCAUCAUUAAAAUAUGAACGUUUUUGCAAUUUGUUUGAUGUUUUCUAAGUCACUAUUACAAAACGAUUUCUUGCAAAUUGUAAUGAAACGUAAAUAUUUGAUGAUUUACAAAUAUUAUAAUAUUUAAAAAGUGAC
Messenger RNA from Colias croceus (clouded yellow), 1192 nucleotides. RefSeq lists its product as uncharacterized. The transcript is spliced from 2 exons. The record is from RefSeq and is a predicted model, not a curated record. Bases 222 to 683 code for a protein of 153 amino acids. NCBI's taxonomy places the organism in Eukaryota, Metazoa, Arthropoda, Insecta, Lepidoptera, Pieridae.